Dreissena polymorpha is the source of this 3122-nucleotide messenger RNA. Its product is annotated as U3 small nucleolar ribonucleoprotein protein IMP3-like. NCBI's taxonomy places the organism in Eukaryota, Metazoa, Mollusca, Bivalvia, Myida, Dreissenidae. Gene Ontology annotation, cellular component: small-subunit processome; small ribosomal subunit; Mpp10 complex. The transcript is spliced from 7 exons. Gene Ontology annotation, biological process: rRNA processing. The record is from RefSeq and is a predicted model, not a curated record. The coding region runs from base 51 to 602 and encodes 183 amino acids. Gene Ontology annotation, molecular function: snoRNA binding; structural constituent of ribosome; rRNA binding.
ACUUCCCUUACAAUCAAGUUCGUUAUUCAUUGGGAUCAAAACGUGUAAACAUGGUUCGAAAACUUAAAUUUCACGAAAAGAAGCUGUUGAAGAAGGUUGAUUUCAUAUCAUGGAACGUCGACAACAAUAUUCACGAGCUAAAGAUAAUGAAAAAGUAUUAUAUACAGCGCAGAGAAGACUAUACCAAGUAUAACAAACUGUCCAGACAGAUUCGAGACCUGGUGAGAAAGAUCAAGGAACUUGAUGUCAAAGACCCGUUUAGAACUGAAGCCACGAGUCAAGUUCUAGAAAAAUUACAUUGUAUGGGCCUCGUUCCCACGAAACAGAAUCUUGCCCUGGCAGACGAUGUGAACGCAUCCUCAUUUUGCAGACGGCGUCUGCCUGUCGUCAUGGUGAGAAGUCACAUGGCUGAGACGUUGAAAGCAGCCACCACAUUUAUUGAACAGGGACAUAUACGAGUAGGACCAGAGGUUGUUUCAGAUCCAGCUUUUCUUGUGACCAGACAAAUGGAAGACUUUGUGACCUGGACAGACACAUCUGCCAUCAAGAAACACGUGUUAGACUACAAUGAUAUGAGGGAUGAUUUUGACAUGUUGGCCUGACAUCUGUGGAUACUGAUUAUCGCAAGUGGGACGUCAUCUGUUCACCACUAAGGCAGCUUUCAAAACGCACUUCCACUACUACAUGAUUACCUGUUACUUGUAUGAGAAAUGCUGGUUCACUUACAUACUUAAGAGGUUUUCACAUAAUAUUCAAUAAAUUUUAGAUGUAUCAUUGUUGAUAAUUAAUGGGCCAAUUAACAUAGAAAUUAUUAUUAACAUUUCUGAUGCAGUGGAGAUUUAACCAAGAGGAAUUAGCCCAAGGUGUUAAAUAGCAACAGUUGUCUGAAUGUCCGAAACUUGCCCACCUGGACAUACAACUUAUUUUUAGUGUAGGUUGACAUAUGCCUUCACCAUAUUUUUAAAAAUAGGUGGACUAAUGCCUUCUGGGACGAAUGCCCACUCAGACAAAAUUGUCAUCAAUAAUUGCCAAUCUUAAGGUCCUGAUAAAUAGCUAUCACUGUAAAAGUGUCCUCAAUAUUUGAUCAGUUUGUUAAAAAAUGCCCAAAUAUUAAAAUUAAUUAAUAAUGGAUUCAUCCAGCAUGUUAAGGAUUAUUGUAAUGUAUUAAUUGUAUCAGAUAUCCAACUAGUAAAGGAAUGGUGUCGGGAGGCCCAGUUGAUGGGAGGGCGUAUGUCCAAGAGUUAUUUAGUAAAGGCUUAUUAAUCCAAAUGCUGAAAUAAUUGUAAUUCUCAUUAAUUGUACAAAUAUUGAUGCAACUAUACAGAACACUAAAUUUUUAACAGUCUUGUUCUUAGAAUCAGACAUUACCAUAGAACGAAAUUUAUUAAGGGAAGUAAUUUUUAUCAUGCAUCCAAUUUUAGAAUGUUAUUGUUUAGUUAUACCCCCAUUGCCAUUGGUAAUGGGGGCUAUAUAGGAGUCACUUUGUUGGUCUGUCUCGAAAUUUCAUCCGAUCUUCACCAAACUUGGUCACAAGUUGUAUCUUGAUGAUGUAUAGGUCAAGUUUGAAUAUGUGUCAUUCCGGGUCAAAAACUAGGUCACAGGGUCACUAAGUGUGUUUUAAACCGAAAGUUUGUCCCGACCAUAACUAUGUCAUUUAUCGUUAGAUUUUAAAAUAACUUGGUACAUUUGUUCACAAUCAUGGGACGGUGUGUUGCGUGAAAAAAGUACGUCAAUAUCUCCAAGGUCAAGGUCACACUUGGAGUUCAAGAGUCAAAUGCUUGUCCAGGCCAUAACUUUAUCAUUUAUUGUGAGAUUUUAAAAUCAUUUGGCAAAUUUGAUCACCAUCAUGGGACGGUGUGUCGCGCGAAAGAAUUAUGUCAAUAUCUCGAAGGUCAAGGUCAAACUGAGUUCAAAGAUUAAAAAUGGCCAUAAAUGAGCUUGUCUGGGCAAUAACUUUGUCGUUCAUUGUGAGAUUUUAAAAUCAGUGUGCACAUUUGUUCACCAUCAUUGGAUGGUGUGUCGCGCGAAAGAAUUACGUCGAAAUCUCCAAGGUCAAGGUCACACUUUGAGUUCAAAGGUCAAAAAUGGCCAUUAAUGAGCUUGUCCGGGCCAUAACUAUGUCAUUCAUUGUACAAUAAAUGAGAUUUUAAAAUCCUUUGGCAUAUUUGUUCACCAUCAUUGGAUGGUGUGUUGCGCGAAAGAAUUAUGUCGACAACUCCAAGGUCAAGGUCACACGUUGAGUUCAAAGGUAAAAAAUGGCCUUAAAUGAGCUUGUCCUGGCCAUAACUAUGUUGUUCAUUGUGAUAUUUUAAAAUAAUUUGGCACAUUUGUUCACGAUUAUUGGACGGUGUGUCGCGCGAAAGAAUUCCGUCGAUAUCUGCAACGUCAAGGUCACACUGUGAGUUCAAAGGUCAAAAAUGGCCAUAUAUGAUCUUGUCCGGGCCUUAACUAUGACAUUUAUGGUGAGAUUUUAAAAAUACCUGGUACAUAUGUUCACAAUCAUUGGACGAUGUGUCAGGCGAAAGAAUUAUGUCGAUAACUCCAAGGUGUAGGUCACACUUGGAGUUCAAAAGUAAAAAAAAUGGCCAUAAAUUAGGACGGCAUGUCAUGCAAAAGGAUUCAAGAGUUCAAAGGUCAAAAUGGCCAUAAAUGAUAAUGGCAUUAUGAUUCUUAAAAAUCGCCAUAAAUUUGAUUCUCUUGUUUUGUGAAGACAGCAUGCAAAAUAGUCUGUGUCAAUGUGGCACGUGGGGGUAUACGUCACAUCUGUAACAAAGCUCUAGUUUAAUGAUGAAUUUAAUAUUCUUUGAUCAUAAUAGAAUAUUAGCUUACACGUGAACCUAACAAAAAUGGUCGUAGGCUACCAGAAUUUUAUUCUGUAUACAGUCAUGUAUUGGUCUAUGAAAAUAUAAAUUUUCCAGCUUAAAAAAAUAAAAAUCUACUUUUGUUUUGAAGCAGAAUAUAUGUUAAAUUGCAAUACUGAUUGUGGGGUAUGGACUGUUGUUAUGUACAUAUUUAAUUAGGCAACACGCAUAGCAACAAUAAAAGUUAAAGAAGCUAUAGGUUUAAUGCCCGCUGUAUAUUGUUUACAAUGUGUUAUUAAAAUUAAAUAUAAACAAUUUAAA